This is a messenger RNA of Gossypium raimondii (Peruvian cotton), 760 nucleotides long. Its product is annotated as NADH dehydrogenase [ubiquinone] 1 beta subcomplex subunit 9. The transcript is spliced from 6 exons. Bases 92 to 445 code for a protein of 117 amino acids. Lineage: Eukaryota; Viridiplantae; Streptophyta; Magnoliopsida; Malvales; Malvaceae. The record is from RefSeq and is a predicted model, not a curated record. Gene Ontology annotation, biological process: mitochondrial electron transport, NADH to ubiquinone.
UCGGUCCGCGCCCGCGGUCGUAGAUCAAUCAACGCUUUGUGAAAAGCCUGAGAGAGAGAGAAAAAAAAAUCAAAAGGCAAAAGCAACUGAAAUGAGCGGAGCCUCGACGGCGGCGUAUUUAGCUCGAAGAGCGGCGCAAAAGGAGAGGGUUCGGAUCCUCUACCGCCGUGCCCUGAAAGACACACUCAACUGGGCCGUCCAUCGCCACCUCUUCUAUCAAGAUGCUUCUGACCUUCGCGAGAAAUUCGAAGCCAACAAGCAUGUGGAAGAUCUUGAUACAAUCGACAAAAUGAUAGAUGCAGGUGAAGCAACUUAUAAUAAGUGGCGGCAUCCCGAUCCUUAUAUCGUUCCUUGGGCUCCUGGUGGUUCCAAGUUUACUCGAAACCCUGUCCCACCUUCUGGGAUCGAGAUUUUGUAUGAUUAUGGUCGAGAAGAAAAUGACUAAGACAUCCAUCUUUUCAACUUCCCCAGAAAUAAAGUUGAUGCAGGUCUAAAGGAUCGUUGAGUGUGUAACGAGUGGUCUGGGACAGCAACUAAUUUGCAUUACCUCAAUUGAAACGAGAUAAGGCUUUUAAUAACAUUUAUGGUGAUUCUCCAUUGUGCUUAUUGUUGUGUGCCUGGUGUUUUGUAUAAUAAAAGAUCAUUGGUCUGAUUGAAGGUACAAAAUGCUUGCUUACAUGGCAUGGAACUACAACGAUCUUGAAUCUUUCUUGUCAUAAACUAUAUUUCUCUUAAUUUCAUAUGCAGUUUUUUUUAUAAA